AUGUUGGAGAAAGUCUCCGUCGGCGGCGAUUUCCCGCUACUGCAGACUCCGGGCCGGAGUUGUAAGAUUGUGGAUGUUCCGGGUUAUGGCGAUCUGAGUGAUGUGCGGAAGAGGUUCGCCGAUGAUGCUCUGAAAAAAGCAAGUCGGGUUGUCAUUCUGGUUGACUCCGUUAGAGCUGGCAAUGACGCCGAGGUGCGGAGAUAUCUCGAAAGCGGUGAUGUGAAGAGACUGCUCAUGGAGCGCACCGGCCAGACAACGAACUCAGGCGACAAGGUGUUGAUGUUCGUGGCUACAAAGUCAGAUGUGAAAUCACACAAGGAUCUGCAAGAUCAAGAUUUUUUCGAGAGUGAUUUAAACGUAUUGCGCAAGCAAAACAGCAACACAGUGCGCAAAAACGUGAGAAAGAUGCUACAGGAGAUUGAGCACUGCAGAGAUGCGCCGAUAUAUGUCGUUUCUGCAGAAAAGUAUCAAGCACUUCCGAGCGUCGGUCUGUCGCCGGACGACCCAGACGAUUACACUGCUGAAGUAACGGAAAUCCCGAGAGUAAUGGUUGAUCUUCAUGAAUCCCUUUGGAGGGAUGAACUCGCUGCGGCCAAGCGGUUUCUGGAAACGGUGGAGGCGAAAAGCAAAGACGGGGCCGACCUCAUCGAGCUUCGCAGCAUCAAACAGCCUGAGGCAAUGGCCGAUCUCAUGAAGAAGGCUGCGCAACAUAUGGCGAAAGAGGUUUCGGGAAUGCAGUGUCUCGCGGAUUUCGGUGAAGAGAUCAAUACUUUGCAGCGGAUGAUCAAAGAGGUGGCAGAGGAUGCCGACAAGACCUGCCCCGAUGUAGUCCGUGAUUGGCGCGGCCGCAGUGGCCAUCAUUUAUCCUACAGGGCGGCCUUGAUAAAGGGAGGCCGUCACUGCGGAGUCAAUGGAAGCGUCGAUUUCCACGAGGAUCUAUAUAAGCUUUUUCGCGAGGGCGUGGCCGAAGCUGGUUGGUCUUCUUUCUUCGACAAGAAGGAUGACGAGCUCGGCAAAAUGGAAGCGGAAGCGCAGCGCAAAUGGGAAGAGAUCUGCGACGGAAUUGCGAACAUCGCGCAGCAGGGCGCAAGUGCUGUCCUAGAUCUGGAAUGCAUCAAUACCGAACUAGUAAAAUACAUCGACAAGAAACGACGCGACUUUAACUCGCAAAGGGCCUUCGCAGAGGCGCGCGAUGCGCUGAUGAAAAAGCUAAAUGCUGUCCAGCUGGAACUCGGCAACCCCAAAACGCAACUAGAGGCGCAUCAUGCCCCAGAGUAUCAAAGCAUCGGUGAUAGCUGCUCUGGACUGGGUUCCACUGACCGACGCGAAUCCCUGGUCGGACGAUUGCAUCAGAAUGGGUGCCGAAUGGCCUCGCAUAACAUCCAGUCUCUUGAUCAGCUAGCACAAUUUGCAGUGGACGAGUGUAAGUCUGCUGACAGCAUUGUGGUGAAGCGCCUCCAAGAUCAUACGAUGGAAGUCUUCGGGAACAUUGACUUCGAUCGGAAAACCAGCUUAGAGGAAGCGCGCGAGGCUGUUGCAAUUCUUAGGGAUAUGGAGGCGAAAUGCCGUGAGUAUCUGGAUCGCCUCCACUGAAGUAGGACAAUAGUAGCUGUGCCGUAGACGAGGCUUUGGGUUCGAUAUACUUAUAAAUCGUUUGAAGCAGACAAAAGAUGUGAAAUAAGCUCUAUCAUGAUUCUCGAAUCUUAUUAGGAGUUCCCCACAAGAACUUGUAGCUGUAUCUAAGAUUCUCCUCCUCGUGAUAUGAUUCUUCUAUAAGAACAUGAUUGGUAGAUCUAGGUGAGUAUGGAAGUCGUACUACCGUAAGCGCCAACAUACCUCGUAAUAUAUUGAAACUUUUAUUACACUGUAAAGAUGAAAUUGAAACUGAAAAACAAGAUUUUUUUGUGGAACAGAUACAGAUACAGAUGGAGACUGCGAUGCAAAAGCAAUAGUGCAGCUUUCCGCUCCGUUCAUGUUUUACUAUCGAAGAUUCAAGAUUGUAGAUGUAGCUUUAAGAAUGGAAUGAAUAAGUUGUAGAAUCAUGAAAAACGAAAAUGGUACUACAGGAUAAUCGACCACCGACGUGUGCUAACACAUUUGCUGCUCAUUUUUACCGCUAUUUAUCAAGCUAGUAUCGUUGGGAAGAGCGAUUCUGUAUGAUUCACUUAUGCCUAUGUAGCAAUAUCACGUCCAUCCGCAUUCUAUCUUGAGAAGUGAGUAAAACCAAAUUUAGUGUGAAACCUGUACUUGUUCCUUGAAAAUGAAAAGGUGAAGAAGCAAUAUAUUGGAAACUACUCGAACCUAGUCCGAUUGAUCGAAUAAAUGAACAAUGACCCUGAUGAUGUUUAAAAAACUGUUUUAGCUCCCAAAAUAUUUUCGAG
This is a messenger RNA of Amoebophrya sp. A25, 2381 nucleotides long. NCBI's taxonomy places the organism in Eukaryota, Dinophyceae, Syndiniales, Amoebophryaceae. The record is from the annotation of a GenBank genome assembly.